AUGGCCCAAAAGAGGUCACUAGGAGCACUGGACAGAACGUUGAAAAAUAUUCGUGACAACCAAAAUAUUUUUGGUGGAGUCAUGAUUCUGUUGGCAAGUGAUUUUAGUCAGAUUAUUCUAGUUAAUCCUCGAUCAACUGUUGCUGAUGAACUAAAUGCAUGCCUAAAAUCAUCGAAUUUGUGGCAGUAUGUGUUAAUUUUUAUGUUUUAUUUUAAAACAUUAUGA
Molecule: messenger RNA, 225 nt
Organism: Helobdella robusta
Lineage: Eukaryota; Metazoa; Annelida; Clitellata; Rhynchobdellida; Glossiphoniidae
Exons: 1
Coding region: 1-225 (74 amino acids)
Biological process (GO): DNA repair; telomere maintenance
Molecular function (GO): DNA helicase activity
Source: RefSeq, a predicted model, not a curated record